AUGCUGCCCCGAGAGCUCCUGUCCCUGCUCACGCUGCUCUGUGCUUUCAGACUUUCUGCCUCUGUGGUGGAUGAAGACGACGACUACGAGCUCAUGUACGUGAAUCUGGAUAACGAAAUCGAAGGUCCAGCCCCUGCGGCUGAGGAAGCUGCUUCGUGCGACUGCCAGCGGGAGCACAGCAAGUGGGACAAGCUGUUCAUCAUGCUGGAGAACUCGCAGAUGAAGGAGAACAUGAUGCUGCAGGCUCUGGAUGAGCUGCCCAGGCUGGAGCUGCAGACGCUGAGGGCAGAGCUGAGCCAGCUGGCCACCACCCUGGCGGGCACUGUCACCACCGUCACCUCGCGCGUGGCGUCCCAGGUGGAGCAGGCGCUGCUGAGGAGCAGGGACCAGGCUGAGCAGGCCCGGAGGCUGCAGGAGUCGGAGCAAGGGAAGGUUCUGGAGCACGUCCUGCAGCUGAGCCACAACGUGUCGGCGAGGCUGGGCUGGCUGGAGAGCGCCUGGCGCGGCAGGGCCGAGGAGCAGGCACGGCACACAGCCCUGCAGCAGGACAAACAGCAUGGCAGCAGAGGGGACAGCCCCAUCCUGAGCUCCCUGUGGAAGGAGCUGCAGCAGACCCGGGCUGAGCUGAGGGCGUCACAGCAAUGGGCAGCUCAGCACCUGCUGCCAGCAGGCUGCGAAACCGCAAUCCUGUUCCCCAUGCGCUCCAGGAAGAUCUUUGGCAGCGUGCACCCGACCUCUGCCAUGACCCUGAGCUCCUUCACCGCCUGCAUCUGGCUCAAGGUGACCGAGGCCCUGGACAAAACCAUCGUGUUCUCCUACGGAACCAGGUUCAACCCCUACGAGAUCCAGCUGUACCUGAGCCGCGCCUCGGCCGUGCUGGCCGUGGGCAGCGCCCAGCACAAGCUGGCUGCCACCAACGUGGUGGUUCCUGGCAAGUGGCUGCACCUGUGCGGCUCCUGGAGCUCGGAGAACGGAUCUGCGUCGCUGUGGGCACAGGGGGAGCUGGCAGCCAGCGCCUGGCACGUGGCUGGGGCUCACACCAUCCCCGACGGGGGCAUCCUGCAGCUGGGCCAGGAGAAGAACGGCUGCUGCGUGGGAGGAGGCUUUGAUGAAGCUCUGGCCUUCUCGGGGAAGCUGACUGGCUUUAACCUGUGGGACAGAGUGCUCAGCCCCGCCGAGGUGACAGCCCAGAGCACGGGGGACACCUGUGGCACCCGGGGCAACGUGGUGGGCUGGGGGGUGACCGAGGUGCUGCCCUACGGAGGGGCCCAGUACGUGUCCUAAAGCUGGGGCUGCACGGGGACGGAUUGCACAGAGCUGAACAGCCAGAGCUGCAGCAGCCCCUGCCUCUGGAAUCCCCAAGGAACAGCAGCCCUGCAAGCUCACAGAAGGAGGCACUGUGGGGAUGGGAUGGAUCUCUGCCUGCUGCCCUGGAGAAACCCUGAAAACACAGCCACACACCAAGGGGUGGCACUGCAAAGCUGCUCCUGGGGCCAGGCAGCUCUGUCUCUCCAGUGCAGGGUUUCUGAUGUAUAAAGUGAGGGUCACCAUGGACACUCAGGAGCCAAAUGGAGCUC
Molecule: messenger RNA, 1577 nt
Organism: Melospiza georgiana
Lineage: Eukaryota; Metazoa; Chordata; Aves; Passeriformes; Passerellidae
Gene: PTX3
Product: pentraxin 3
Exons: 3
Coding region: 1-1284 (427 amino acids)
Biological process (GO): innate immune response
Molecular function (GO): complement component C1q complex binding
Source: RefSeq, a predicted model, not a curated record